AUGUCUCUCCCUGGAUGGCCUGUGAGGAUACUUGUAUUUCGACUUCAUCACCCCGAAGCCCCACGAUUUGCUUUUGCUGAAGCGAGCAGUGAUCGAGCAGAGCGAGAAGACAUCCUAGCACUAUCACGGACGAAGGCAGAUGAGACAGUUUUUAAUAUCUUGCAGAAGCCCAUUGAUCGACAGAUUGCCGAGCAAGCACUUUUUACAGCUCGUAAGCCCGAUCAGUAUCACUAUUGUGACCAGGAAGAAUGCAUCCAGCAGAUCCUGGGUGCGUUCGCAGCUGCAAUACCUAGCCCUAGAAGCAGCGGACUGGUUGCGGGACAAGAGGUUACCAGAGAACACGACCAGCCACCAAAGCGAUACGGCCGACCGAAUGCUCUUGAUCAUGAUUAUGACAAAGCUCAUCUCUUUCUUCCUCAGAUGCAGGAUGAGGUCGACGUCGAGCGAAAAGAAAUAGACAGUCUUUAUUCACACGCACCCAAAUCUCAAUUCGCACGCCGCACAUGCAGCCACAGCGCCUCCGAGAUCGGAGCCCAAUAA
Hirsutella rhossiliensis is the source of this 540-nucleotide messenger RNA. RefSeq lists its product as uncharacterized. NCBI's taxonomy places the organism in Eukaryota, Fungi, Ascomycota, Sordariomycetes, Hypocreales, Ophiocordycipitaceae. The record is from RefSeq and is a predicted model, not a curated record. The transcript has 3 exons. Bases 1 to 540 code for a protein of 179 amino acids.